CAGCUGAGUUGUUCAUGCUGACGUGAAGAUUAUGACAUUUUUUCGUUAACAGAACAAAUGGCAGAUUCUUUUUUUGGAUUUAACACGUCCUUAUCAGGCUAUUUAGAUGAAGAACUGCCUGAUGGACCUGGACCAGAGUUGGAAGAUGAAGAGGAGGAAUAUGAUGCUCUCAAUGAUGAAACGUUUGGUGCUGAUGCACUUGCAGAAGGAGACUGGGAAGAAGACCAUGAGAAACUGGCAGAACUGGCUGAGCAGUCUAGACUCGCUAUUCAUGGAAGUGAGGGUGCAGCAACAGGGCCUAUAUCGUCGACACCUCGACACAACCAGCCCCUGUCUCGCACACAGUCGCUUCCUCAUUCUGAUUCCUCAGAAGACUUUGAUCUUGAGGCUAGAGUUGCCCAUCUUAUGCUUGAAGAGGAAGAUGAAGGUGAUCUAGGAACAGAUGAUGUUGUUUUAGAGAAUGGAGACCUAGAUGCAUCAGAAUCUCAUCAACACAAUAAUCAUUUAGAGAAUGUUGCAAACUUUCCUAAAGUUGCAGACUUGGGUGCUUUCAAUAACAUGUCUCCAUCAAGUUUCUCCAUGUGGGGUGUUGGAAAGUUGGAUGGUCUCACAUUUCAAACAGCUACCACCACUGUUUCCCCAAAACCACUGCCAGGGGGGAAGAGUGUGUGCACAGUGGAAGAACUUGAGCGAGGUCUCAUCCAGCAGUCGGCAGUGUCUUCAGCUUCUAGCCAACCACCUCCACCAGCAGCUGUGCUGCGUGUUGAAGACAUCGAGCGGGAGCUUACUAUGUCAUCUGGACACAGUAAUAGCAGUGGCAGCAGUGCAGGACACUCGUCUGUUACUACUACUAGUCCUGCUGCUGGGCCAAUUGCUCAGCCUACUAGCCCUCCUCAGGUUCCACAAUUUCCACCUCCUCCAAUAACUGUGCAGUCUCAGGAAGCUGUUCGUGGUACCCAGGCAACUCUAGGGCGGGGCAUAAGUUUCCCCCCACCAGUGUUAGGACUGACUCGAGCAGCAAGUCAUCCGAAUGGCCCUUUUGUGGUGCCUCCACCGAGAGUAGUUGCACCACCUCCUGCCCAACCACCGCCUGGUAUCCACCCAGUGCUGUUGCACCAGGCGAACCACCGACUAGGUUCAAAUCCAAACCUCUUAAGAUUCAUACCUCCACAUUUAAUGGGCCAUCCUGGUACUGUUGGGAAAAGCCUACAAGUCUUUCCAGGUGAUAAUGGAUUGCUGAGAAAUGUGCCACACAGGGGGCCAAAUGUUCAAUUUCGUCCAGGGUUUCCCAUGGGGGACCAUAUGUGGCAGCAGCAACAGAAUCAACACUUACAGCAACAGAAUCACCCACACCACCCAAUGCAUCACCACCCACUCCAUAUCCAACAGCAACAGUUACAGCAGCAGAGGUUGCGGGCAGUGGGGAAGGCUGUCAACCACAGACAGCAUUACAAUCAUCAGCAGCAGAAUGGUGUGGUGGAUGAAUAUGCUGGUCUCAUGAGCCACCGUGAACGGCAGUGGUUGCUUGGCAUUCAAAUGCUACAGCUUAACACUAACACGCCACACAUAGAUGAUUAUUAUUAUACUGUAUUUAUGUCUCGCCAACUGAAAAAUGAGCAGAAAGAUGGCAGUGUCCUUAUUGCUGCUCAACAACACCACCAGCAGCUGCAGCGGCAAAGGGAGCGCAGGGAUAGUCAGCGGUCGGAAGGAGGCCAGUCCUCACUCCAACAGCCCCGGGUCUACACUCCUGCUCAGUUUGAGAACUCACUUGGCAAACUUCAGGUUGGAAGUGUCACUGCACCAAGGAAGAUAAUUGAUAUGGACAUCAUGAACACAGAUACCAGUGAUGCAGUAUUGCCACCACAGCAGAAGGACUUGAGGAAAACUAAGCAGCUUCUUUUGGAAAUAGAAAGGCUGUACAUGUUAAUACUUCAAGUGGAAGAUCUGAAGAGCGACAUACCAGAAAUACGGGAAGCAGUGACAGAAAAUAGAGAAGACCUUCUGCGCAAAAUAGUCUCUGCAGUCCUGCUGGGUGAUCGUCUGGCAAGCAUUCUCUGCGUCCGGAAGGGCAGGAAGCUUAUACUACGGCUGCUGCCACAAUUGCCAUUGGACUCAUCCAGCCUGGCUCAGCUGUGGGGAAGGGUGGUUCGUGGCCUUGCUUCACCACCAAGGCGAGAUGUGGAAGCUCUGUAUCCUUAUUUCCAUCAAUGGCUCGCUGCCCAGGCUGAAAUGUUGCCACUAAUCAGCAUUGUACGCAGUCCACCUCGCUCCUUCUCUGUCACUAACAAGUUUGCACUUUCUGUGUACGGCGCCCUUUUGGAACGAGCUGAACAACUUUCGUCUGCAGCUGAAUCUGUGCAAUUGGAGGAGUGGGCAGUUUUUGUUCAAAGACUGGGAGCAGCAGCUGCUGGCCUCCCAUCAACACCUCUACCUGACAUGCUGCAGCCACUGGAUGGAACCCUUGCUGCAUCAAACCUGAAGCGUCACUGCCCUCCAUGUAGUGGUUGCGAAUGGCUGACUCGAGCAUUUGGCCCUCGGGAUUCUUCCGUAUCUCGCUAAGAAAAUGGCAGAGGUGUACUUGUGUCCUGGAAUUUCAUUAAUUCUACUGCAUGUCUGCUGUUUGUGUGCACAUACUUAAUUAUCCGAAGCUGUUAACCACUGAGAAGUCUCUUGCCCAUUUGUGGUUGUUGCACAUUAGUUUGUGUAUUCCUACUUUUGAAGCUGUAAAGUUAAUAUGUAAUGUUUUGAAAUGAGACAUGUGAUAUAUGAGUAAGUCUCAGAGAAAACUAUUCUGGCAGCUAUAUAUAUCUGUAAACUAGUAACAUUGAUUACCUCAUUCUUACAUAGUAAGAAUGGGUUGUACGAUUUGUAUCUGUAAGAAGUGAUGAAAUGACAUGUGGAUAAGAAGUAUGUGUGACUAGUGUACCUGCCAAUUCUAUACGUGAUAAGUCUGAUGAUACUACAGUGUGUAGAGUGACACACUGUAAAAUUAGCUGUUUUUGUUCAUUUAUUUGAUAGAUUAAUAUGUUCGUGUAUCGAGUGUGUGUAAUAGUUUUGUGUCCUUAGUCCAGAAAGCAUCUAUCUUUGUUGCUAAGAGAAGCACAUUACAAUCACCCUUUUGGUUUCUUGUCUCUCUAACUGGAACACAAAAGAAAUUACUUUUUAUUUUUCAGAGAGGUAGGAAGAUAAAAUGUGGAAAGUUUUAAUAAUAGGGUGCUCAUAACUGCAAUAUAGAAGAAAUAAUUUUCUUAUUCUUGUUGUACAUUUAUAUUAUAUGAAAAUGUAUAUUCAGUUUAGAAGUUACUACAUAGUAAUGGAGAAUAUUUUGUUGAUUACAAUUGCUCUGCUGUUCGUACUGAAAUGUAGAGGCUAGCACUGAGAAGUCCAUUAGUUAUACACUAUUUCCUGACACCAAGCAGUGGGCUACAUGCCUGUUUUUGUCUAUUAUGUCCUGGGCAAUUUGUAUCUGAGGUUUGCUUUGGACUAAAAACCAUGUAGCUUACAAACUCAUAAGCGUUUAAUUGCAAUGAUUGUUUAUUUUAAGCUUGAUAAAGAGUUUCUGAUAGAUUUUCUUAAUAUAACUAUUGAUUUCUGUCAUUAUCAUUAAUGAUAAAGACUGUUGAGAAGCCAAGCUUUGGCUGUUUUGUUCCAUGAGUUUAACGAUGUGAUGUGAAAGAUUAUGUUGAAUGAGAUCUGAAUGUUCAUUAAAAACCUGGUAGCCAUAUUAAGUUAUAGUUUUGGGCUCCUAUAUAUUUGAAAACUUAGUAAUCAAUUUUUAAAUUGUUUUGGUAAAAUUUGCAGUAAUUUUAGAUGUUCAGAGUCCUUCAGCUUUGAAAAUGGGUGUGUCACUUUCUCAGCUAAAAUGCGUAUUCCCUCAAAUUUAAAUGCAGACCUGAAAAAUAUCAUUUAUUGAUUUAUUUACCAUUCUGGUAUUUGGACACUAUUAAUAUGACUGCAUACCUUAACCUUGUUGGAGAUGUUCUAAAUUUCAUUUUCAUGUGUUUAGCAAAAUGAUCGCAACAUGUUGGCAGCUAAUAACCUAUGUUCAUCAAGCUGUCAGUUACAAAGUAGCACCUUUCUGCAGUUAUAGGAAUGCUUCAUUUGAAAAUAGCUUGAAAACCGUCUCAAAGACAUCCAUAUAAUUUGUGGAACACAUUUUGU
This is a messenger RNA of Schistocerca serialis cubense, 4161 nucleotides long. RefSeq names its product protein PAT1 homolog 1 (gene Patr-1). Gene Ontology annotation, molecular function: RNA binding. The transcript has 13 exons. Lineage: Eukaryota; Metazoa; Arthropoda; Insecta; Orthoptera; Acrididae. The coding region runs from base 58 to 2559 and encodes 833 amino acids. Gene Ontology annotation, biological process: P-body assembly; deadenylation-dependent decapping of nuclear-transcribed mRNA. Gene Ontology annotation, cellular component: P-body. The record is from RefSeq and is a predicted model, not a curated record.